AAGGGAGGUAACGACACCAACCUUUCGUGGGUUAUACAGCCAACCAACGUUUCACUUCAUCGACGAGUCCGUCACCACUCACCAACCCCAUCAAUCCCAUUUUAUAAACACCAUCCCCAACCUUCAUUUCAAUCUCCACACUCCAAAAACCCACAAAAACUCUCACCAAAACCCUCAACAACAUGGAGGCUGCAACUCUCUCUCGCAUCGGCCUCGCUGGCCUCGCAGUCAUGGGCCAAAACCUCGCCCUCAACAUCGCCGAAAAAGGGUUCCCUAUCUCUGUCUACAACCGGACCACUUCUAAAGUAGACGAGACUCUAGAUCGGGCUCAUAAUGAAGGCCAGCUUCCGUUGACUGGUCACUACACGCCCAGAGACUUUGUUCUUUCGAUUCAGAAGCCUCGAUCUGUAAUUAUUCUUGUGAAAGCGGGUGCCCCUGUGGAUCAGACUAUUGCUGCUCUGGCGGCCCAUAUGGAGCCUGGGGAUACUAUUAUUGAUGGUGGGAAUGAGUGGUAUGAGAACACUGAGAGACGUAUUGUUGAGGCCGCUGAUAAAGGAUUGCUUUAUCUCGGAAUGGGAGUCUCUGGCGGUGAAGAGGGUGCACGAAACGGGCCGUCGUUGAUGCCAGGUGGGUCUUUUGAAGCUUAUAAUAAUAUCAAAGACAUUGUUGCAAAAGUUGCUGCGCAGGUUGAAGACGGACCAUGUGUCACGUACAUUGGUGAAGGUGGGUCUGGUAAUUUCGUCAAAAUGGUUCAUAACGGGAUAGAGUAUGGUGACAUGCAAUUGAUUUCUGAAGCUUACGACGUUUUGAAAAAUGUUGGUGGGUUGAGUAACGAUGAAUUAGCCGAGAUUUUCGAUGAGUGGAACCGAGGGGAGUUAGAGAGUUUCUUGAUCGAAAUCACUGCUGAUAUCUUUAAAGUGAAAGAUGAGCACGGUGAAGGGUGGUUGGUGGAUAAGAUUCUUGAUAAGACAGGGAUGAAGGGGACGGGUAAAUGGACUGUCCAGCAGGCGGCUGAGCUGUCCGUUGCGGCCCCAACUAUUGCCGCCAGUCUGGACUGUCGGUAUUUGAGUGGUUUAAAGGACGAAAGGGAGGCUGCCGCGAAGGUUUUGUCGGAUGCGGGGUUGAAAGAAGAGGUGGGAAGUGUAAGAAGCGGGAUCGAUAAGAAGAGAUUGAUUGAUGACGUGAGGCAAGCGUUAUACGCUUCAAAGAUAUGUAGUUAUGCACAAGGGAUGAAUUUGUUGAGGGCGAAGAGUGUUGAGAAAAAUUGGAACUUGAAUUUCGGAGAAUUAGCUAGGAUUUGGAAAGGAGGGUGUAUCAUCAGGGCGGUUUUCUUGGACCGGAUCAAGAAAGCGUACCAGCGGAACCCUAAUCUCGCGAGUCUGGUGGUGGACCCAGAUUUCGCUAAGGAGAUGGUGCAGCGUCAGGCGGCGUGGAGGAGAGUCGUCGGGCUAGCAAUCUCGGCUGGGAUUAGUACACCGGGAAUGUGUGCUAGUCUUGCUUAUUUUGACACUUACAGACGGGCUCGGUUGCCUGCUAACCUUGUUCAAGCUCAAAGGGACUUGUUCGGGGCUCAUACUUAUGAGAGGGUGGAUCGCGAGGGUGCUUUUCAUACCGAAUGGACGAAACUCGCUAGGAAGAGCGGUUGAAGUAAAAAAGAAAAUCGGUAAGGCUUCACCUUGUUGGUGAACUUGUUUGGUGGUUUUUACUGUUUUUGCUUGGAUUAUUGGUUGUAUUUCUUGAUGAGGAUUAUAUCGAAUUCGGCGUUGCAUUGUUGUAGAAUUUUCUUAACAUUAUUAAUAAGUUAUGCAUGCCAUUGAAGCUUCAUUCU
Messenger RNA from Helianthus annuus (common sunflower), 1828 nucleotides. Its product is annotated as 6-phosphogluconate dehydrogenase, decarboxylating 3, chloroplastic. Gene Ontology annotation, cellular component: cytosol. The transcript has 2 exons. The coding region runs from base 183 to 1646 and encodes 487 amino acids. NCBI's taxonomy places the organism in Eukaryota, Viridiplantae, Streptophyta, Magnoliopsida, Asterales, Asteraceae. Gene Ontology annotation, molecular function: phosphogluconate 2-dehydrogenase activity; phosphogluconate dehydrogenase (decarboxylating) activity; NADP binding. Gene Ontology annotation, biological process: pentose-phosphate shunt; pentose-phosphate shunt, oxidative branch. The record is from RefSeq and is a predicted model, not a curated record.